AUGUCUCCUAACAGCGACAACGCCAUGGCCCGCUUCUUGUUCGCCAUCCUGAAGCAGAAGAACCUCAAAGACAUCGACUGGAAUCAAGUGGCUGCCGAUCCCGUCCUGCUCGAGCCCAUCACCAACGGCCAUGCCGCCAGAAUGCGCUACUCGCGCUUCCGAGCCACAGUAACCGGUCACACACCGUCAAAGCGAGGUCGGUCGUCGGACAAGUCACGAGUGUCCAAGUCGAAGAAGGGCGCUCCGACAAAGAAGGAGAAGCUCAUUAAGCAAGAGCCUGGCUCGUCGAGCCUCGCUGGAUACCCUCAGUUCUCGCCCGAAUCCCUCGCAUCACUCGCAUCACCCUACAUCACGGACUGUAAUGACUUCACCAAAGACUGUGAUGACUUCACCGCUCGCUUCCUCACGCCCUGCAGCGACGACAUGACGCAGGCAUUGUCUAUGCCCCCCUCUCUCGACAGCAUUCGGCACUCGGGCAGUCUGAUGUUUCCUCCCCUGGAUGGCAACCCAGACUUCAUGAACCACACCGCUCAUGGUCUUCCUUCGACCUCUCAAUCUGCCUUUGACAUGGCCUACGACAUGAGCAGCUAUCCCGGAGAGCUUGCAAGCCAGGGCCUAUCUCACACUGGUGGAUCUCAGCCCUUGGGAGACUGGGACGACCGAUUGAACGACCAGCACUUUUGA
Messenger RNA from Trichoderma reesei QM6a, 684 nucleotides. RefSeq lists its product as uncharacterized. The record is from RefSeq and is a predicted model, not a curated record. Lineage: Eukaryota; Fungi; Ascomycota; Sordariomycetes; Hypocreales; Hypocreaceae. The transcript has 3 exons. The coding region runs from base 1 to 684 and encodes 227 amino acids.